Molecule: messenger RNA, 3590 nt
Organism: Papilio machaon (common yellow swallowtail)
Lineage: Eukaryota; Metazoa; Arthropoda; Insecta; Lepidoptera; Papilionidae
Gene: Tnpo
Product: transportin-1
Exons: 16
Coding region: 71-2776 (901 amino acids)
Biological process (GO): protein import into nucleus
Cellular component (GO): cytoplasm; nucleus
Molecular function (GO): small GTPase binding; nuclear import signal receptor activity
Source: RefSeq, a predicted model, not a curated record
AAUCGUCAAAUUUUGGCAUGGUUGAUCUUAACUUGAAAGAAUAAAAUAAUAUCGUUUUGUUGGAAUUAUUAUGAAAAUGGAGUGGAAACCUGAACCAGAAGGAUUACGGCAAAUACUUACACUUCUCAAGGAGUCUCAAUCACCGGACACAGUAACCCAGAGAGCUGUUCAACAAAAAUUGGAAGAAUUGAACAAGUAUCCCGACUUUAAUAAUUAUCUUAUUUUUGUAUUAACAAAAUUAGUCUCAGAAGAAGAGCCUACAAGGUCUCUCAGUGGUUUGAUCUUGAAAAACAAUGUAAAAGCGCACUACAAUAAUUUUCUGCCGGAGGUCGCGGAGUUUAUAAAACGAGAAUGCCUAUCAGCUGUAGGAGACCCUUCACCUUUAAUCAGAGCCACUGUAGGCAUUAUCAUUACCACUAUAGCAAGCAAAGGUGAAUUGACCUCAUGGCCAGAACUCUUGCCUGCUUUGUGUCAUAUGCUUGAUUCUCAAGACUACAAUGUGUGUGAGGGAGCUUUUGGGGCACUGCAGAAGAUUUGUGAAGACACGGCAGAAGUUCUUGACUGUGAUGAACUAAACAGACCACUUAAUGUACUAAUACCUAAAUUUCUUCAGUUCUUCAGGCAUUCAUCGCCUAAAAUAAGAUGUCAUGCUAUAGCAUGUGUUAAUUAUUUCAUAAUGGGCAGAACACAAGCCCUAAUGUUGCAUAUUGAUUCGUUUAUAGAGAACCUUUUCCAUCUAGCAGCAGAUGAAGAUCCAGAUGUCAGGAAAAAUGUUUGUCAUGCUUUAGUUUUACUCCUUGAAGUUCGGUUGGAUAGGCUCAUACCACAUCUACCCAACAUCAUUGAGUAUAUGUUGAUUCGCACACAAGAUCCUGAAGAAGGUGUUGCCCUGGAAGCAUGUGAAUUCUGGCUUUCUCUCGCAGAGCAGAAUGUGUGCCGGGAGGUUUUGGGUCCUCGUCUGCCUGCACUACUCCCAGUGCUGGUACGUGGCAUGCGCUAUUCUGAAAUGGAUGUAAUACUUCUGCGCGGCGACCGGGACGAUGACGCCGAUGACGCGGAACCAGAUCGCGAGUCUGACAUUCGUCCGCGCUUUCAUAAACCACGUUCCCACACCAUAAAGCACAAUGCGGGGGCGGGCGACAGUAACAUGUCAGGUGGUGGGGAGUCUGACGAGGAAGAUGACGGCGGGGCGGAAGGCGACGACGGCUCGCUGUCAGACUGGAACCUGCGCAAGUGUAGCGCUGCCGCGCUUGAUGUGCUCGCCAACGUGUUCGGCGCUGACCUAUUGCCUGUGCUCUUCCCCAUACUCAAGGAGACCCUAUUCCACAACAGCUGGAUUAUUAAGGAAAGUGGUAUCUUAGCAUUGGGCGCAGUAGCGGACGGUUGUAUGGGUGGAAUGGUGCCUCAUCUGCCGGACCUGGUGCCAUACUUGGUGUGCUGCCUGUCGGAGCGCAAGGCACUCGUGCGUGCUAUCACCUGCUGGACCCUCUCCCGAUACUCGCACUGGAUAGUCUCACAGUCCCAUGAUCAAUAUCUAAGACCUGUUAUGACUGAGUUAUUGAAGCGGGUGCUGGACAACAACAAGCGGGUGCAGGAAGCAGCCUGCUCGGCUUUUGCUACCUUGGAAGAGGAAGCGUGCACUGAACUCGUACCCUACCUCGGACAUAUUCUACAGACUCUGGUCUAUGCUUUCGGCAGAUAUCAACAUAAAAAUUUACUCAUAUUGUACGAUGCUAUCGGCACAUUGGCAGACUCGGUAGGCCACCAUCUCAACAAACCUGAAUACAUCAAUUUAUUGAUGCCACCGCUCAUCACUAAGUGGAAUGUAUUAAAGGAUGAAGAUAAAGACUUAUUUCCCCUGCUCGAGUGUCUCUCAUCUGUGGCAACUGCGCUGCAGUCAGGAUUCCUGCCGUACUGCGAGCCUGUGUUCAGAAGAUGCGUAUCUCUUAUAGAACAAACUUUGAACCAGAAUAUUGCAAAUAGUCAGAGCCCGGAGCAGUUUGAGGCACCAGACAAGGACUUCAUGAUUGUGGCACUGGAUCUGCUGAGCGGUCUGGCGGAAGGACUGGACGGUCACAUCGACCACCUCGUGCAUAACUCCAACCUCAUGCAGCUGCUCUACCAGUGUAUGGGCGACCCCAUGCCAGAGGUUCGUCAAUCAUCGUUUGCGCUAUUGGGAGAUCUGACGAAGGCAUGCUUCCAACAUGUGCACCUCUACAUCCCUGAGUUCCUCAAUAUACUGGGCAUGAACCUCAACCCGGAGCUCAUCUCCGUCUGCAACAACGCCACCUGGGCUAUUGGGGAAAUUAGCAUAAAAUUAGGUCCGGAGACAUCAAAAUACAUACCUCUUGUACUCGGUCAUCUUGUUGAUAUAAUCAAUAGACCUAACACACCAAAAACAUUAUUGGAAAACACAGCGAUUACUAUCGGUCGGCUAGGUUAUGUGUGCCCCCACGACGUCGCACCCGUAUUACAUCAAUUUGUACGCCAGUGGUGCACCUCGCUGCGGAACAUACGCGACAACGACGAGAAGGACUCCGCCUUCCGCGGCAUCUGUCAGAUGAUACAGAUCAAUCCGGGCGGAGUCGUCACCGACUUCCUCUACUUUUGCGACGCGAUCGCCUCCUGGUCGCACCCCAAGGACGAUCUGAAGGAGAUGUUCACCAAGAUCCUGCACGGCUUCAAGAACCAGGUGGGCGAGGAGAACUGGCGCCGCUUCACAGACCAGCUGCCCGUCCAGCUCAGCGCGCGCCUCUCCGCCAUGUGCGAUAUAUAAACAUCAACCUAUAUAUUAUGGGGAACCAAUGGGAUCUCGGGUCGGGAGGUCGUGGCAGUCGCCGCCCAUUCUGUACUGUGCCAAUGUAUUUACGUCACGGGCGCUGCCCGACACAAACUACAAUAGACCAUUCGGUGCCCUCUAAUCGCUAUACAAUAUUUGGCAUUUUUUCUAUUUGUGUACCUGAAAAAUGUGUAAUUAGCGGCGACACCACUCAAACUAUCGUCAAAUAUAUAGUGACGUCAUAACAGUUUCGGAUAUACGCACACUGGGCUAUAACCGGGCUCGCCUCGUUUGCGCGGCUCGUCUCCAUAUUGCAUGAUUUAGUGAUAGUCAAGUAGUGUGUAAUCGAUGUCUAUAACUAGACCGUUUCAUUAUUUUUCGAAUUGAUUUUAACACUUUGAUUCCUUUACCCAUUUUAAUAGGGCUCCGAAUUUAAAACGGUCUAGAUAUUGUAGGAAUUAACUUGAGAAAAUUAGUGAUGUAACUUUUCGAUAGAUUUUUAAAUGAGUCGAUAGAUGUGAAAAAAAAUUCUUUGUGUAUAUCGACUUUUUGGUGACAUUUUUUUUAAUUGAGGCAUUUUACGAGUCGACUUCGGCUGAAUCGGCUUGUUGUGUUUGCCUUUUUUCGACUGACGAAAACAUUCACCGCUGAACACGUCUCUUGUGCGCUAGUGUUUGUUGGAAAUUAUCAUACUCGUGUUUAUAAUGUAACACUAUAUCAUUUAUAUUAAAUUCAUUCUUUCGGAAUAUAUGGUGUUUACGAAAAAGUAUAAAAAUUAAAUAUAUUUUUAUCUAAAGCAUUUAUUUUGUGU